This is a messenger RNA of Cantharellus anzutake, 549 nucleotides long. RefSeq lists its product as uncharacterized. The transcript has a single exon. The record is from RefSeq and is a predicted model, not a curated record. The coding region runs from base 173 to 517 and encodes 114 amino acids. NCBI's taxonomy places the organism in Eukaryota, Fungi, Basidiomycota, Agaricomycetes, Cantharellales, Hydnaceae.
UGUAAUACUGGGCUUUCUCUGGUUCUCCUGCACAAGUGGACUGGGGCCGCCACUGCUCCAGAGUCUUUAAAACCCCACUUCUUAUGGUCUUGAUCAUCAUUCUCUAUCGUCUCCAUGACGCGUAAUAAUAACCCAAAUGGAAAUGUCAAUAUACGGCUCCAUCCGUAAGUAGAUGUUGCUUCAUGUCGCCACCCACACGAUCAACUUUUCUUCAGCUCAAGGUAGUCUCAUCCUGGUAGUUUUGAGUUUUCAUAAGGCAAGUUCGCACCGCCCUCUUGUGGACCGGACGGUCCCAGCGAGUUUCGCGGUAAGAUCAAAGGCAUUUAGGCUACUAAUGUAUAUUAGAGAGGACCCACUUGUAAAUUGUUCGAUUCAACAUACACACUCGUUCUAUUUUGAACGUGAGGCAUUUUCCCGCGAUGGUUACCAUUAUUUUUAUGGUUUUGGUGCCAUUAGGAGCAGCACCAAUGGGCGCCUGAUGAUGAAUGGUCACGUCUGGCCGCAGAAAAACGGAUGACCCUUGCGCCAACACGUUACACUAGCCAGCAU